GGGUGUUCGGUGUUGUGAUUCGUCCAUGCUGAAUCACAAAAACGAACGAAAAUGACGAAAACCCCCCGCGCAGGAUUCGUUUUUUAUGCAUUAUCCUAGAAGGUAAUUCUGGUAAUAUGGCUGCGAAAAUGGAGUAAUUGAGGAUUUUCGUGUUGGGAGUAACUAUUUAAGGUGUGGAGUGAGAACGGUUGUUUCUGAAACCGGGAUAUUUCUUUCUGGAUUCCAAAUCCUCCACAAGUUCAAACUUUGAACCCUCCAUGAAAACGUUCACAACGACCUAGGACAAGGAGGUGGAGGAUUCACAGCAUCAUUAGAUAGAAAUAAAACAGAAGGGGAGAAAAACUUGAAUCGCCAUCAGUUUUUGAGUCCACUGAUUUUUUAUUUUCUUUUUCUGAAUCUUGGUGUUGUUGAUCAGGAACCGUAAUGCUAAUCAGUGGGAAGAGACAAGAGUAGGGGGAAGGAUUUAUGUAAGACGUUGGGGUUACAUUCUGAGGUCUGUUUUGUUUUUUGACCACUCUCUCUCUCUCUGAGAAAGAGAAAAAAUAUGAAUGUGGUAGGAAAAGUUGGAAGCUUGAUAUCUCAAGGUGUGUACUCAGUUGCAACCCCUUUUCACCCCUUUGGUGGAGCUGUUGAUGUGAUUGUUGUUCAGCAACAAGAUGGGACAUUUCGGAGUACGCCUUGGUAUGUUCGGUUUGGUAAAUUUCAGGGUGUUCUCAAAGGUGCGGAAAAGUAUGUUAAGAUAAAUGUUAAUGGUGUUGAGGCCAAUUUUCAUAUGUGUCUUGACAACUCAGGGGAGGCUUAUUUCUUGAAGGAGGUGGAUGAUGAUAAAGUGAUCGAUUCAAUUGAGGUUGUUCAAGAUUCCAUUGACAAAAAGAAUGGCUAUUUUGGUAAUGUUCAUAGACUUGAUCAUAGCAUCUCGGAUUCUGGGGUUCUGAAGUUGAAAGAACAGUGCGAUUCCUUAGUUGUGCAUGCGCCUCAAAUUCAAAGGUCAGAAUCUGAUGUUGAUAGAAGAUUUUACGAAUUCCCAGAUGAUCGAUCUUCUUUAGAAGAUUCAGUUGAGUUGUCAGAAUACGACUCUAAUUCAUUCGGGAGCCUAGAGGGAGACAAUUUUGCAGAGUCACAGGGUGCACAUCCAGAGAUGGUCUUGGUGAGUGUUGAUGGUCAUAUAUUAAUGGCCCCUAUCUCAGAAACAGAGCAAACUGAGGAGAAUGUGCACUUAAAAACUCCUCAAUUUCACCUGGGACCAGGUGAAGAGACUGACUUAUGUGAAGGCAAUGGAGAGAUUGGUGAAAAUGCUUGGGCUACUGAUUAUAUUAGUCAGCUAGAUGCUCAAACAACUAAUGUCCAUCCUAGAUGUUGUAACAUUAAUGGUGACGAUAAUACUUUUAAGCACUUACACGAAGUUUGUCAAAGAGAGGAGGCACAUAUUAGUCAGACACAGGAAAACUUAGAGAUUAAAAAUCCGGAGGUGAAAACUGAUUCAGAAGUGGCUGCAUCUGGUAUCAAUAGGGAGAAUGUUUUCAAAAGCUGUUUGGAGCUGCAACAUUUUGGUCAGCAGGCUGGAAAUGCUGCCGAUUUACAAGAUACAGGUUCUCCAUUGGGGAUUCAAAAUUCAGCAGAUCAAUCUAAUGGAAGUUGUUUUGUAGUUAAUGAAGAUGAACAAGGGAGGAUUGUGCAACCUAAAAGCGGCAAUGAGUUAUCACCUCCUGGUUGUUGUAUUUCUUCUAAUGGUUAUGGAUAUCCAAAAUCAGAAUUGGAAAUUCAAGAGGUUGAGAAAAAUGCAUCUGGAGAAAUUGAAAUGGAUCCUGGCUAUCGUUCAGUUACUACCGAAACAGAACAGAAUAAUGAACAUGUUGUCAAGUCAGUGACAAAUAAUACGGGAGAUGAGAGUCAACAAGCCCCUUCACUCAAAGAUGUCAGGGUUACAUGUGAGGUAGUCGAACCUCAAACAGAAACUUCAAAUAAAGGGGAUCAAAGCCACUUGGGUUUGGGAUUUGAGAUUUCACUUUGUGGUCAUGAACUUAAGCUGGGGAUGGGUUCAGUAGCUGCUGCUGAAGUGUUUGAAGCACAUCGCAUAUCUUCAGUUGACUUCACAAGUUCUGCUCCUUCAAUAAUUAAAAAUCCAAAUCUUAUUAUCAAGUUUAAAGAGAGGUACAUGACGUGGGAAAAGGCUUCUCCUCUUGUCCUUGGAAUGGCUGUUUAUGGUUUAGAUUUGCCUGUUGAGCCCAAAGAUACGGUUCCUGUGGAACAGGAUCAAGCAUUGAAGUCUAGGGAUAAUGAUCUAGGAUCAUCUUCGGCUGGGCGCAGAUGGAGACUGUGGCCUAUUCCUUUCCGAAAGGUCAAAACAUUUGACCAUACUAAUAGCAAUACAUCAAAUGAGGAGGUGUUUCUUGAUUCUGAGUCUGGAUCUUUUGCAGACCAAACUCCAACAUCCAGUACCCAGGGAUCUCCUGGAAAGCAAUUUCUAAGAACAAAUGUUCCCACUAAUGAUCAGAUAGCAUCCUUAAACCUCAAAGAUGGUCAAAAUUUGGUAACAUUCAGUUUCUCUACAAGGGUUCUCGGUACACAACAGGUUGAUGCUCAUAUCUAUUUAUGGAAGUGGAAUGCAAGAAUUGUUAUUUCAGACGUUGAUGGAACUAUUACCAAGUCUGAUGUUUUGGGGCAGUUCAUGCCUUUAGUUGGCAAAGAUUGGACGCAAUCUGGAGUGGCCAGGCUUUUCUGUGCCAUUAAGGAAAAUGGAUACCAGCUACUUUUUCUGAGUGCCCGUGCCAUUGUCCAGGCAUAUCUAACUAGAAAUUUCUUGUUCAACCUGAAACAGGAUGGAAAAACAUUACCAAAUGGACCUGUUGUUAUCUCACCUGAUGGAUUAUUUCCCUCACUUUACCGAGAAGUGAUACGAAGGGCACCGCAUGAAUUCAAGAUUGCUUGUUUAGAGGAUAUCAAAAAGCUUUUCCCUUCUGACUAUAACCCAUUCUACGCCGGAUUUGGAAAUAGAGAUACAGAUGAGCUGAGUUACAGAAAGAUUGGCAUCCCGAAGGGCAAAAUAUUUAUUAUUAACCCCAAGGGUGAGGUAGCUAUUAGUCACCGAAUUGGUGCAAAGUCAUAUACAUCAUUACACACCCUUGUGAAUGACAUGUUUCCACCAACUUCUUUGGUCGAGCAGGAGGACUACAACUCAUGGAACUAUUGGAAAACCCCAUUGCCAGAUUUAGAUUAGUUCAUUGCCUAAGAUAUUCAGUUCCUUUUGAUAAGGAUCCAUUGGAAUGGAAGUUGAAACAUCCUAGAUGUCAAGCGAAAACCAGAAAUUCCUCCUACGCAAGACCAUAAUUGAUCGGCGAAUAUCCUUCUAUACUUGUUUCAUGUCCUUGCUGUUCAUUUUGAUCUGCAUUAAAUCCUGAUUCAUUAUAAUCCUCCAAUCAACAGGAAUUGUACAACAUUUGGUUCAGUUGUUAUGCUGUACUACACCUAGUUUACUUUUCAAUUUUCAUUGGGGGUCAUCAGGGAAUAAUGUCAUAGAUGCUUACCAAAGAAGCUUCUCUAGCUCAAAUUGUGGGUUGGGUGGAUGAGGUGUAUAAACACUAAGUAUUUCAUGCCAUGAUAUGGAGCUUUAAGUCUCAAUUCUUAGCCUGAUAUUAAUGUUUAUCUUUAGCUAAGUGCUGAGUUUGGAUUUUCA
This is a messenger RNA of Vigna angularis (adzuki bean), 3673 nucleotides long. Its product is annotated as phosphatidate phosphatase PAH1. The coding region runs from base 545 to 3217 and encodes 890 amino acids. Lineage: Eukaryota; Viridiplantae; Streptophyta; Magnoliopsida; Fabales; Fabaceae. The record is from RefSeq and is a predicted model, not a curated record. The transcript has 11 exons. Gene Ontology annotation, molecular function: phosphatidate phosphatase activity.